UGCAGUUUGGAGUAUGCGAAUCUUGAAACGAAACCAAGCUUUAAGAAAUAAAUUAUUAUUCGCAGUGAAGAUCCUCUUCUUCUGCAGCUUAGCACACCACAUCGUUGCAAUUUGCAAAGAUGAAUAGGAGGCAGCAAAAAGCCUUCAGAUUUGUGAUAUGGAUUCUGGGACUCUUUCUCAUCGCUUACAUUGCAGGACGACCCUUGUAUUGGCAUCUCUAUGAAUCCAUUAAUUCCACCUCUUCUCCUUGUCCUCCUUGCCAAUGUGAUUGCUCUCUUCAACCCCUUAUUUCUCUUCCAGAAGGAUUGACCAACAAUUCCAUUUUAGAUUGCAUGAGGCAUGAUCAAGAGGUGAGUGAAGAGAUGGGGAAGAAUUUUUCAGACCUUUUAGCAGAAGAAGUAAAGGAAAAAGAAGCUGAAGCUGAGGAAAAACAAAGAAAGGCAGAUUCAAUGCUUUUAGAGGCUAAGAAAAUAGCAUCUCAGUACCAAAAGGAAGCUGACAAAUGCAAUUCAGGGAUGGAGAGUUGUGAGCAGGCAAGGGAAAGAGCUGAGACAACACUUGAAAAUCAGAUGAAAGAAACUGCUCUGUGGGAGCUCAGAGCUCGCCAAAGAGGCUGGAACAAAGAUGCUUCAAAGAAAGCUCGAGCACGUUCUUGAUUAGGUUAUCACACUAGUUCUACACUCUUCUAUUCUUCUUUUAUUAUUCUCGUUACUUCAUAUGUUAUUUAGUAAAAAUAAAUGUACAAGGAUACUUCUGCUUUUAAAUUUCCCUUAGAUUGAGCCAUGUAUUU
Messenger RNA from Vigna angularis (adzuki bean), 790 nucleotides. RefSeq lists its product as uncharacterized. The coding region runs from base 120 to 656 and encodes 178 amino acids. The transcript has 3 exons. The record is from RefSeq and is a predicted model, not a curated record. NCBI's taxonomy places the organism in Eukaryota, Viridiplantae, Streptophyta, Magnoliopsida, Fabales, Fabaceae.